Leptonychotes weddellii (Weddell seal) is the source of this 1704-nucleotide messenger RNA. The record is from RefSeq and is a predicted model, not a curated record. Lineage: Eukaryota; Metazoa; Chordata; Mammalia; Carnivora; Phocidae.
AUGCAUAAAGAACGCCUGCGACCUAAGGGCUUUGCUGGGCCUAGCGCUGCCCAGAACCCGUUUCCCUCUAACCCUGGUCUCGGAGAGUUGGUGGGGAAUUAUGGAAAACAUCUUUACCGGGGCUGUGAUUGUAUAGAAGAGAGAGUCAAACUGGAAGCAGUGAAGGGACUCCUCCUCCGGCCGCCGCUGUCUGGCUGUGUUGCAGCAGCUUGUACCAAGAGUGUGGAGGGCAUCGGUUCAGAAGGCACGUGGUCUUUGCAGGUGGGCUGGCAAGAGGAGGUGGACAACAGAGUUCUUCAUGCUGCUUCCUUUUGGAGACACCACAGAUACUUAGUUUCUUCUGGUGAAACAGUGUGGGCAGAUGAUGACUGGCUGAAGAAGUUUUCUGGGAAGACUCUUGAAGAGAAUAAAGAGGAAGAAGGGUUGGAGCCUCCCAGAGUGGAAACCUGGGAGGGAGAGCCCACGGCAAAAAAGGUCCGGUCGAAUCCGAUGACCAUGUACAUGGACAUCAAGAUUGGGAACAAGCCGGCCGGCCGCAUCCGGAUGUUGCUGCGUUCCGACGUUGUUCCCAUGACAGCAGGGCCAAAUGUUUGCUCAAGGCUUCCCAGUAAGAAGAGAAAUUCUGGAAAGCUCCCCCUUCAGCUUCCUGGAGGUCGCAGGUGGGUGCUGGACUUGGGGAGGGGUUCCUCAGCAGACGUACCCGGCCGCAUGGCUCACUCUGAGUCCCUGUCGGUCCCUGCAGGCCGGGACUUUCACGGGCAGGGGAUUGUGGAAGUCCCCACCUCCUCCUGAGAGAGGACCACAUUUAGAUUUUUUAGGAAAAAUGCAGCCUUAAAGUAAACACAGCAGCACCUCCUGGGCAUGCUCUGGGAGGAGCAGGUGUUAACGGGAAGGCCAAUGGGGGGGGCACAGCUACGCCAGUUCACUUAAACUAAGACCACUGGUAGAUGCUAUUCGUUCGGCACUGUGCAGACGCAGUGCCAAGGGCUUUCGAGGACGCACCUGAUCCCACGAUGGCCUUGCAAGGACAGAACCAAUACCCCAUUCAGAGGAAGAAAACCUCUCACUCAGAUGUGACAAAAUGUGGUCAGUUUAACAAGAGGCAGAGCCAGGAUUCCACGCCAGGUCUCCUGGCUCCAAAACCCACCCUGUCCUAUUCACAGCCCCCUUUCCUGUGCCUUUCUGGGCACUUCUUGAAGCAUGUUACCUACGUCCCUACAGAGAGACACAAGAAUGGGGCUUUGCCUGAUGGGCUGGCGUCGGGCCAGGGCUGUGCCGGGACGGUGGAGAUGCGGCACACAGAGCAGCCCCCCCACGCUAAGGGCCCCAAACUUGGCUGUUCCUCCGUGGCCUCUCUUCCUGGCAGCAUUUCCUUUGCUGUCAGCGGGCCCGAGCUGACCACCCUUACUUAGGCUUCUAAUGUGCAGCCUUGAAGGGAGCCUGGGCUGCCGGGGCAACCAUGUAAACAAGAUGGCUGCCCCUUCAUUGACUUUGCAUCCAUCGUUUUUCUCCAAGGCCUUUUCUGUUUGGUUUCCAUUUGGUGGCUGCCUGGAUGGCUGGAGGUUCUAGAAGUCUGUCAGAAAGGCCGUGACCACUCUACUUUCGACUUGAUUGCACAGAAAGGGAUUCAGAUCACGAUAUGUACCUGUUCGGCACACCCAAUGGGCAAGGCAGUCUGCACCUUUAAAACAUUUUACAAACUUA